Cottoperca gobio is the source of this 2279-nucleotide messenger RNA. Its product is annotated as alpha-2,8-sialyltransferase 8E-like. Bases 932 to 1960 code for a protein of 342 amino acids. Gene Ontology annotation, molecular function: alpha-N-acetylneuraminate alpha-2,8-sialyltransferase activity. The transcript has 7 exons. Gene Ontology annotation, biological process: oligosaccharide metabolic process; N-glycan processing. Lineage: Eukaryota; Metazoa; Chordata; Actinopteri; Perciformes; Bovichtidae. The record is from RefSeq and is a predicted model, not a curated record.
AGUAGGAAGUAGGAGUGUGAGAUUGUGUGAUAAACACAUGAGAAAAAGCGAGAGCCAUACAUAAAUAAGAUGGGUGGACCAAAGAGACUUGACAAGGAUUAAAGUAUGAUGUGAAGCAACAAAAACAACCCAGUUUCAUCUGACUGAAACAGAAAGACAGGAAAUACAAAUACAUGCAAAAUCAUGGUGCAUAGAAAACAGAGGACUUGCCUGCACAAGAGGAAGAAGAUCGACAAGAAAGCAGAAAGGCCAAAGUUUAACAUCUAGAGAGAGAGAUAGAGUGUGAGAACAGAAGGUGAGCGGGGGAAGUUAGCAAGAGAGGACAGGUAUGAGGGGACAGCUCUCAACAUUCCUCUCGCUGAUGGUCACUGUCUUCUGUUUGGGGAGCCUGCUGACUACUCUCUGGUCCAUGGUCGACAACAACACACCAUUUGGGAACCACUGGUGUAGAGGAUGUGAGAUGUAUAGGUGGAGGUGGAGAGUCGGACGAAGGGGGGGAAUGACGGAGACCAAGGUGAAAUUACUAGUGGUUAUAGGGUUAAUGGAGAAAGAGUAGGUCCUCUCUAAAUCUAUGCAGUUUUGCAGGGGUCCAAAUACCCUAUUCAGAAUUUUUUUAAUUGUACCUAGUCCUAACCCUUCAAUGAGAAUGGGAACUUUUGACUGGUACUGUAAUACAGUAUAUAUAUAUAAAGUAUAUAUAGAGAGAGUUAUAUACCUGACAUACAGAUUUGUAAUAAUGAGAGGUAAAAGUUCUAGUUACUGCACAUGUCUUUAAGAUUUCUGUUUGCACAAAUGUUUAAUAUUUAGGAGUUGGUCUUUUGCAUUAUUGUUUUUUAAUGUACUUUUUCUAUGUACUUCAAUAGUUCGAGGUGUUUUUUUUAGAUGAACCACACCUGUCACCAUAGAGCUUGUUUGCCUAUUGGUGUGUAUUAUGUAUAAAUAUGGGCGGGAUGUCCUGUGUCUCUCUUUUUUGCUCCACAGCAAUGUUGAACCUCACAGAGCGCCUCCUCACAAGAAAGUCCCCCCUUGGCCCUCUGACCUCUGUAAAGGCUGCAGGGUGGUAAUUGAAAAAGUAAGAAAGUACUACUCUCAAACUUGGAAGAAGCAAGAGGACAAUUACCAAAAAUUCAGAUCUCAGCUGAGCAGCAAGUGUAAUGGUUUUGACAAGGCCAUCAUCACCCAGGCCAACACUCCAGUGGGAUCAAAGAUUGUGUAUGAUGGGGAAAAGAAAAGCACCCUCCAGGUGACCCCGGAGCUUUUCAGCACAUUUGCAAAGGAGAAUAUGUUUCAAAAUAAAACAUGGGACACGUGUGCUGUCGUUGGGAACGGAGGGAUUCUGACCAACAGCAGCUGUGGAAAGAUGAUCGAUUCAGCUCAGUUUGUUAUCAGGUGCAACCUACCUCCUUUGGAAAAAGGCUUUGAGAAACAUGUGGGCAUCAAGACUGACAUUGUGACAGCAAACCCAAGCAUCUUUAUAGAGAAGUAUGGGGGUCUAAUGGGGCGUCGGCGUCCAUUUGUGGAGAAUCUGCGUUGCUACGGCAACUCCCUGCUGCUUCUUCCCGCCUUCUCCUAUGGCCACAACACUCCCGUGUGCCUGCGGGCCGUCUACAGCAUUGAGGACUUUCAAAGCCCCACCCGGCCUGUCUUCUUCAACCCUGAAUACCUCCAGAGUCUGGCCCUCUACUGGGGCUCCCAAGGCCUACGAGUGUCUCGGCUCAGCACCGGCUUAAUGAUGACUAGCCUGGCGCUGGAACACUGUGCCAAUGUACAUCUGUACGGGUUCUGGCCCUUCAGUAAUCACCCACAUGGACUCCAUGCCCUUCCUAACCACUACUACGAUGACGUAAAAGCUAACAAUGGAUUUCACGCGAUACCGGCUGAGUUUGAGCUCUUGUUGCAGCUGCAUAGUCAAGGGGUGCUCAAGCUUCACCUGGGAGAUUGUCCACCGCGUGAAAAGUAGUUCCCAGACCCAGGGGCAGCUAACAGGACAGGAGCAAAGUGCCUUGUUUGCAGUGUUGGGGAAGCUACUUUGAAAGUGUUGCUUCUUCAACUUGCACCUUUUUAGACCGUAUGAACAGCUCGAACACUUAACUUUAAAUAAUGGGCCUAUCUUUGUACGUGUCAGAGCAGAAUCAAAGAGGUUCAAUUGCAGAAUAGAAGAAAUAUAAAUACUUUAGAAUUGACUAAAUUGUUUCUUCCUUUUAUGGCACAAAAUAGUUUGUAGUUUUGGUAGUUAACUACUCAAAACAUGGGGAAAAAUAAAUGUAUUUAUGUAUGUA